Molecule: messenger RNA, 2467 nt
Organism: Acipenser ruthenus (sterlet)
Lineage: Eukaryota; Metazoa; Chordata; Actinopteri; Acipenseriformes; Acipenseridae
Gene: cyp27c1
Product: cytochrome P450 27C1
Exons: 9
Coding region: 119-1741 (540 amino acids)
Biological process (GO): glucocorticoid biosynthetic process; cellular response to peptide hormone stimulus; cortisol metabolic process
Cellular component (GO): mitochondrial inner membrane
Molecular function (GO): heme binding; iron ion binding; monooxygenase activity
Source: RefSeq, a predicted model, not a curated record
CAGGGACAACUCAGCAAACAUCAGUAAUCGCAGUGUAUGCUGCUCACAGGAAAAGGCUGAAAGAAAGAAAGAAAGAAAGAAAAAACGACCACUAACUCAAUAACGAAAAGCAUUUAAAAUGUCUAUUUUCACAAAUAUCCUCCAAAACUCCUGUCGGAAGACGCUCCUACUAGAGCCGGAGAGUUUCCACAUGCUGUGCAAUGUCGCGAAUUUCCAUAGACUUCCGAAACUUUCUAGCCAGGCACCAGCGGCUGAGGAGAAGGUCUUGCCAGAGAUGCUAAUGCAGCCACAAGCCAGGCCGAAAGAAGGGCGAGUCAAGAGUUUGAAAGAGAUGCCCGGUCCGAAAACGUUUACUAACUUGGUUGAAUUUUUCUGGCGGGACGGGUUUAGCAGGAUUCAUGAAAUUCAGCAACAGCACACCAAGCAGUAUGGAAAGAUCUUUAAGUCUCAUUUUGGCCCCCAGUUUGUGGUGUCCAUUGCUGACAAAGACAUGGUGGCUCAGGUGCUGAGAGCUGAGAGCGAGGCGCCCCAGAGAGCCAACAUGGAGUCCUGGAAAGAGUAUCGUGACCUGAGGGGCAGGGCUACUGGCCUCAUUUCUGCCGAGGGCCAGGACUGGCUGAAGAUGCGCAGCGUCCUGAGGCAGAAGAUCAUGAAGCCCAAAGACGUGGCGGUGUUCUCCAGCGAUGUGAACGCAGUGGUGACAGACCUGAUCAAGAGGAUCCACAGCCUGCGGAGCCAGGCGGCUGACGGCAAGACCGUGAACAACAUCAACGAUCUGUACUUCAAAUACGCCAUGGAAGGAGUUGCCUCCAUACUGUACGAAGCCAGGCUGGGCUGCCUGCAGAGUGAAAUCCCCCAGCAGAGCCUGGAGUACAUUGCGGCCCUCCACCUGAUGUUCAGCAUGUUUAAGACCACCAUGUAUGCAGGGGCCAUCCCAAAGUGGCUCCGCAUAAUCAUCCCCAAACCCUGGAUCGAGUUCUGCAACUCUUGGGACGGACUUUUUAAAUUCAGUCAGAUUCACGUGGACAAAAAGCUGUCAGAGAUUCAGGCGCAGCUGGACGCUGGGGAAGAGGUGGAAGGAGGGUUGCUGACCCACUUGCUGGUCAGCAAGGAGAUGACUGUGGAGGAGAUCUAUGCCAAUAUGACAGAGAUGCUGCUGGCUGGAGUGGACACGACGUCCUUCACUCUGUCCUGGAGCAGCUAUCUCUUGGCCAGACACCCCCAGGUCCAGCAGGCUGUGUACGAUGAGGUGGUCCGUAAUCUGGGCCGCUACCAGGCUCCCAUCGCCGAGGACAUCUCCCAGCUGCCGUUGAUCCGAGGGGUCGUCAAGGAGACGCUCCGGCUCUUCCCAGUGCUGCCUGGCAAUGGAAGGGUAAUGCAUGAGGACAUGGUGGUGGGAGGAUACCUCAUUCCUAAAGGGACCCAGCUGGCCCUGUGUCACUACUCCACAUCGUACGAAGAUGAGUGCUUCCCAGCUGCAUUGGAAUUCCGUCCAGAGCGCUGGGUGCGCAAGGACAACAUGGAUCGAGUGGAUAACUUUGGAUCCAUCCCCUUCGGCUACGGAAUCAGGAGCUGCAUCGGCAAGAGGAUCGCAGAGCUGGAGCUACACCUGGCACUUGUGCAGAUGCUCCAGAAUUUCCGGAUUGACGUGUCUCCCCACUCCAAGCCUGUUCACGCCAAGACCCAUGGACUCCUCUCUCCAGCGGCUCCCAUCAACCUGAGGUUUGUCGACCGGGAGUAGUGGGGACGCAGCUGGUGUAUGGCCUGAAGAGGCUCACCUUUUCAUUAAAGAUUCACUUUAAAAAAAAAUAAUAAUAAUAAUUUGAAAGAAAUUUCCAGAAAUUGCACCUUAACAUGGACUUGAGAUGUUGGCCUCUUGUAAACUAAAGUGUUGAUAAAGCUGUGUAUUUAGCCUCUUCCUUUUUGAAAGUGUAGACACUUGCCAUUCAAAAUAAAAGCAGUUCAGAGUCUAAAGAAGAGCUCUCUCUCUCUCUCUUCCUAUUCCAGAUAUCUGAGGUCUUUUUUUCUGUAAAAUGUGGCUGUGGGUUGUCAGCAGCAACAUUUGUCUAAUAAUCUUUAAAAAUUAUUUAAAGGAGGCCCAUCAUUAGUAUUCCAGUAGUCCCUCAGUGAAAACACGCUUUUCUAUGUUGUGGACUGUAAGUUGCUGCAGCAAAGCAUCUACCCUGCCUUGAAUAAGCUAGCUUCUGAAAAAGCCUUUUUUGUAUAUAAUGUAAGUGCUUUCUUAAGCAGAUGUUUUGAGCUUUAUUUUUACUUUCUCCAUCAGUACAAACCAAUCAUCCUCUAGUGCCCCCUAUUGGCUAAAAUAUGUUACUGCACCCGUUGCAGCAUUUGUAUUAUCUAAUGGAGACCCAGGAGUGCAGUAUUAGUGUCAUAAAAUGAGUCUGUCUACUAUAUUGUAUUGUAUAAUAUUUAUGUAGUUAUUUUGUUUAAUAAAGUGUUUACUCUA